AUGAAUAAUUUUACUGGCAUUCCAUCAUCAGACCGCGGUAAUGGCAAUUUCAUGACACCUUCUCAACCAUCGUAUGGAGUUCCAAUGCCAUCGGGAUCGGGAUUUGCUCUUUCACCCAUUCCGAACGCAUUAGUGGAUCAAUACAUUUCUAUUCAAAAUUCCAUGAAUCAAUUAGCAGUGUUUAUACCACAAUAUAAUUCUCAAACAGUUAUGGUUCAUUCGUUACAGGAACAAGUGAAUCAACAACGACAAGUUUUGCAAUCGGUUUCAUCUCAGGUCAUCAAGGAGAAGAAGGACGUUGAAAAACUCCACAAACCAUCCAUUUCCAAUUUCUUCUCAAAAGCUCUGGAUAAGAAUGGUUUUGAUAAAAAGAUUGAAAAGGAAGAGCAAGAAUAUAAAGCAAUGAUUGAAAAGGAACGCCAAGCAAAAACUCAAUUAGAAAAUUUGGAAACUCAACUCAUGCAAGCCAAGAGCAUUCAAACUUCACUCUAUCAACACGUUCAAAUGUAUGAAUCUAAAACUCGUGAACUUGAACAUAGCAUUGAUCGAAUGAUUGUGGCAGCAUGUCUUUCACCACAACAUGUCAUUCCCAUGACACAACAAGAAAUUUUCAUGAAUCAAACCAAGAGACAACAAAUUGUAGUAUACCUUUCUCAAUAUAAGGCUGGACUCACAAAUCUGCAACAGGCUUACACGUUAUUACAAUCAUGCUAUCAGAGAUUAUCGGAAGCUAAGAAUCUUGCAACGGCUGACUUGUUUAUGAAUGGUGGGCUAGCGAACAUGUAUGUGGACAGUAUGAAGUAUGAAAAUCUCAAUAGAGCCAAUGAUGAUGCAAAGAAAGCGAAAUUGUUCAUUGCUGAGGCAGUUCGACAAUGUCCUCCUCUCGCAUCUCAGCCACUGUUUGUGGCCAAAGUGACGCAAGGAGAUUUUGUUUUUGAUGUUUUCUUUGACAAUAUUAUUUCUGAUUAUAUUGUUCGAGAGAAAAUUAGAAAGAGUAAGGAAGCAAUGGGAGAGUCCAUUCAACAAUUAACCAUCACACUGAAUUGGCUUCAAAUGACUUGCAUUCCUCAAAUUGAGAGAGAUUUACAACAAGUUGAUCAAGUCAUUGCCUCCCUUUCCUCCACGUUACAGCAGGAACGUAUGGCUAUUGUCACACAGGCACUCAAUCAAAAAGCAUCACAACAAUCUCAAUUACCAGUCAUUUCACUUGGCAUUCCAGUUCCUUCGCAACCACAAAUUCCACCCAUUCAAACUCAUCCACAAACAUUGGUCGAUUUGUCGAAUCAACCUUUCAAUCCUACAUUUUCCAAGUGA
This is a messenger RNA of Naegleria lovaniensis, 1314 nucleotides long. RefSeq lists its product as uncharacterized. NCBI's taxonomy places the organism in Eukaryota, Heterolobosea, Eutetramitea, Acrasida, Naegleriidae. The record is from RefSeq and is a predicted model, not a curated record. The coding region runs from base 1 to 1314 and encodes 437 amino acids. The transcript has a single exon.